AUGAUUGCGACCUAGAGAGCACCGGACUGGAGAAAAUACCGGCCCAGCCGAGGGCCGUGAUCUGCUACAAGUAUGUACUUCAAGCAGGUGCUUCGCGACCUUUGCUGAUGCCUUGCAACUCGCGCAUCUCUGUUGCUCCCCUCUCCCGGCGCGGUCAUUGUCGAGAGCGCACCUCGACGAUUCAAUAGCUGGACCAGCAUGGCCACCGUGACGACGUCGGCCCAUCUAGACCCGGCGUGUUUUGCACCGUCGAACCUAUGGUUCGAAGUUCGCCCGCCGGGUUACUGGUGCAACACCUACUACCCGCCAUUCUCGUCGCGCCCGACGAAAGCCGUCACGCUCGAGAACUGUCCCUUUGCGCGACUGGGCCCCGUCACACUCGAAAACCCAAGCACCGAUGCCUUUUCGUGCUACGCCUACGCCCGGGAGACGCCCUCCGGCACCGCAUACAGCGAUUGUCCCGAGGGCAUGACGGUUGCUGAGACCAGCACGAUCCCGUGGCUUGACGGGAUCACUAUUGUCGGGUCUACCUGCUGUCCAACUGCAUAUUACUUUGGCGUGGGCAACACCGUCCCGACACCCGUCCCCAGCGUCAUCGGCGGUACCACGUACCCCGUCACUUAUACCACCGUCGGCAUGUGCAAGGCCGCCUCCAUUAAGGAGUUCUCGGAUCAGCAGGUGACCUUGACGGUCAAGACCUCGCCGCUCUCGACCACCGAGGUGACAUGGGACUACGACCACGACUUCCUCGUCGCGGAACCGGCCGUGAUUCUCAAGUACCUCUACCCCGACCGCGCGGCCGGCACGACUUCGACCUGCUACGGCGCCUGUCCGACCGAGUCCAACCCGCUGAACGGCAGCCCGACGCCCACGCCAGCCCCGACGGGCACUUACGUCCCGCCCCUCGAGGCCCCUGUCACCCGGUUCACGCCCGCGGCGUCCUGCCUCGACCAGUCCAACCUCUGGCUCGUCUCGGCCAGCUGCUACCUCUACGAGAACGGGGACAGGCCGCCCUGGCUGGACUGCACCUACACGGGCGCCGGCGAGCCUAACCCGUGGGAUACGGCAUGCUACCCGACCGACUCGUUCGUCUCGAGCGACGGCGGGCCCAAGACCUUCUACUCGGCCUGCCCGGUCGGGUACACGCCCGCGCACUCGCACACGGACAAGCCGUUCGACCUCCCGCGCUACGCAAGCUGCAAGACCGAGACCUUUGACGUGUACGCCACGGCGCAGACGUGCUGCCCGGCCGCGUUCGGGGGCGACGGCGACGGCGGCGGCGGCGGCGGCGCCGUCCCCUUCACCUACAGCCUGCUCAGCACCACCAAGACGGUGCAUGACGGGACCACCCAGGCCGUCUUCGUCUACCCGCUCCCGUGGUGCGUCGCGACUGGCAUGUCGCAGCUCGACGGCGAGACGGUCACGCUGGGCCUGUACAGCGACUCGCGCGUGUGGGACCGCCGGGCCUGGGCCCGGGCCAAGCGGCAGGGCGAGACGUACGGCAGCACGACGGCCGUCUGGGACGCCGCCCGCGACACCCUCUUCGCCCAGGCCCCGCAGGUCUCGUGGACCGUCUUCCACGGCACCUACACGUGCUAUGAGGGCUGCGACGACUACUUCACCUACUCGUACGGCAACACGGAUCCCAACUACACGCCGGUGCCGGCCGAGGCCCUGUCCCAGCGCGAGGACGAUCCGGUCUCUGAGGAGGAGGGUGCUGCCGAGGUCUCGACCACGGCCUCGAUCGCCGCCGCGGCGCCGGUGGCGGGCAUGGGCAGGGGAGAUGUCGUCCAGGCCGGGAUGCUCUCGGUGGUGGUUGUCGUGUUGACAGUCGUUCAUGUCGCUGUCGGGGCCUUGCUGUGAUUGAGCGGAGAGAGAGUGUGUGUGUGUCCUCUUUUUUUUUUUUCUGCUCUUCUCUCACACACAUCUCUUUCUCCCUCUGUGUAUGUGUAAGUGUGUAUGUCGAGAUCUCGGGAGUGUGCCUCCUCUUUUCUUCCGCGAUUCGAGUGCGCAUUUUCCUACC
This is a messenger RNA of Thermothelomyces thermophilus ATCC 42464, 2023 nucleotides long. RefSeq lists its product as uncharacterized. Bases 199 to 1863 code for a protein of 554 amino acids. The record is from RefSeq and is a predicted model, not a curated record. Lineage: Eukaryota; Fungi; Ascomycota; Sordariomycetes; Sordariales; Chaetomiaceae. The transcript has 2 exons.